This is a messenger RNA of Dalotia coriaria, 1720 nucleotides long. RefSeq lists its product as uncharacterized. The transcript is spliced from 6 exons. The coding region runs from base 181 to 1263 and encodes 360 amino acids. Lineage: Eukaryota; Metazoa; Arthropoda; Insecta; Coleoptera; Staphylinidae. The record is from RefSeq and is a predicted model, not a curated record.
UCGGCGGGACCCAGCGGCGAAGAAGUGCCAAGGCGACUUUGCAAUCCGCUGGCAGUGUCAAGUGCAAGUACAUAUUCACAUACGUUCGGGUACCACAGGUGUAAGCGAAUUCCGAGAUUUACUACCGUUUAAGGUAUAAUUAUCAGCAAAUUUUCAGGUCGCGAGACAAACGGCCCAAGAAUGUCACGCGUGUGGUUGGCUGCACCGGCGAUGCUCGUCUUCGCCUCCAUGUUGCUGUCGGUUUCCGGUUUUGGCAGUAAUGAAGAUAAAUUCAUCAAGAGAUAUGCGAUGAUGAAGAUUUACGAGAGUUGCUUUGGUCCUGAAGUGGUGAAACAAGUCCGUAAAGAAAUGAAAGCAGCUUGUGCAAAGUGUGCAACUUAUGAACAACCACAGCCGACCGCACAAGCAUUACCCCGGCCUCCGCCACCACCUCAUGGCAGUUACGACAACCGGGAACCGCAGAUACCACCGCAAAUCGCUGAUCCCGAGAAUACUAUGUAUGCCAAUCAACAAACUAUUGAUCCAGAGAAACUACAACAGGCUAUUCUAUCUUACAGACCACUCAAUAAUCCAUUUGCGGCUGCCGCGCAAUAUCGGCCGUACCAACAGCCCAACUACUUCGGAGGAUAUCCCCAGGCCCCCGUUGCUGUGCCAUAUGUAUAUCCAGGAUAUCAACCACAAGCAUUUCCAUCACAAUCAUACUCUAGCUUCCCAUACUUUGGACCACAAUAUUAUUCCAGCAACCGCGUUUCGCGCGACAUGGAUAUCAGAAACCAACUUGAUGCUAUCACAUCCCGCACUAGUGGUAAAGUGCGCAAUGUAACAUGCGUCAUGCAGGAACUUGGUUAUUUGGACGAAAACCUAGAACCUAACUUUGAAAAGAUCUCAGAGCGAAUUGGAAAUUUGCCCGUGUCAGAUGAACUUAAACGUGAUAUGCAAGAUGGUGUUGUUUUCUGCCAACAAUUUUCGCAAUGUAUCCCUGAUGUGAAAAAAGAACGCUCACCGCUCUCACGAGAGCUUGUCCGCCCAAUGUUCUUCUUCAAGUGUUAUAAGCACAAGAAGCUGGAAGCUUGUAUCAUGAAAGACGUACGUGAGAAGUACGCUGGCGUCGCCGACGAAGAUUUUGAUGGCGAUGGCGUUGAGUUCAGACGCACAGGUCGUGCAACUAAGGAAACCCCUGACGAAGUUGAUCAGUUAGCAUCCUCUAUCUACGAAUUCCUGUACGGUAGCGAUCAUACCGUCGACAUCGAUAGCGUUUUGUAAACGUGUAAAACUUGAGGUACUUGUGGCAAUUUUACGGCGAGGAUGGGAGAUCGAAAAACACGAUAUUAACAUUAGCAAGCGUUAUUAAGCGCUCAGAGGCAAAUCGAUUAACGCUCGUAAGCGUUUUAAAAUAAUUUUACAGUGCCUUCAGGUCAUAUAAUUUAUGCGUCGUUAAUCAUUGCGCUUAAAAAGUACGCAUGAAACUAAAUGAAAAGAACGUUGCUCUUUAAAUCCCCACAAAAGUAAUCAGAUAGUGUCAAUCAUUCGAUUUUUAUUUUAAUUUUAUGAUUUUAUGUAACAUAAUUUAUUGUCGCUGAGUAUUAUAUAGUUGUAGAAUGUGAUGACUUUGAAUUUUAGCAAAGGAAUUUGUGCAAUUAUUGAUUUUAUUGCUAAAAUUUGAAUUUUUAUGAUUUCUUGUAUGAGAAUGGUAUUUUUAAUAAAUGGGAGUUGUACUACA